Messenger RNA from Elephantulus edwardii (Cape elephant shrew), 264 nucleotides. RefSeq names its product translocase of outer mitochondrial membrane 5 homolog (yeast) (gene TOMM5). The record is from RefSeq and is a predicted model, not a curated record. Gene Ontology annotation, cellular component: mitochondrial outer membrane translocase complex. Lineage: Eukaryota; Metazoa; Chordata; Mammalia; Macroscelidea; Macroscelididae.
AUGUUCCGGAUCGAGGGCCUCGCGCCGAAGCUAGACCCGGAGGAAAUGAAACGGAAGAUGCGCGAAGAUGUGAUCUCUUCCAUACGCAACUUUCUCAUCUAUGUGGCUCUGCUGCGAGUCAGUGAGUAUUCUCUAGGGGACCAAGAUAGCAGCAAGGAGCUCGCCGACGCAGCCCACCCGAGCCUGGCCCUGCAGGCCGUUGAGGGCCAUUUAAAAGCUGAUCUGAGCUCUCCUUUUAUCUUAAAGAAAUUGGAUAGCAUAUAA